Molecule: messenger RNA, 4319 nt
Organism: Lasiosphaeria miniovina
Lineage: Eukaryota; Fungi; Ascomycota; Sordariomycetes; Sordariales; Lasiosphaeriaceae
Exons: 6
Biological process (GO): phosphorelay signal transduction system; phosphorylation
Molecular function (GO): phosphorelay sensor kinase activity
Source: RefSeq, a predicted model, not a curated record
CUCGUGCUCAAUAAGGGUUCCCUUGUCGCCAUGGCCAGUGGAGGCCUGCCUGCCUAGCGUGCAUAGGUGCACUAAGGUGGUCCGCACUAGCUUGCAUUUAGAGUUUACCCCCUGUCCGAGCGCGCCUCCUGAGGGUGCGUCUCGGAGUGGAAAUUAUCGCUAAGGUAGGCUUCCAUGGGCCGGUCUUUCUCCCCCAUUCCUCAGCCAAGCCAAGCCCAAGAGUUCAGAUUUGUCGGCAGCCAACUGCGAGGACAACGUAUUCGAGCGUGUUGACUGUCGACCUACUAUGAAGACUACGGGUCUCUGCCGACGACCGAAAUGUCUACUGGGAGUUCUCAGUCUCAGCCACUUUCCGAAACAGCUCGGGAGCGAGAGACGUUCAAAUACGAUGACCUCGGAUUAUCGACUGCCGCUCUCCAGACGUCGACGCCCGAGACGCCGUUCAAGUCCAUUCCGACGUCGGUCCUGUCCUUGACGCCCGACCCUGCCCUUACUGCCUUUGCCCAGCUGGGUCUCUACAGGCUCAACACAUUGCGCUGUCUUGUGUCUCUCUUUGACCGAACCUACCAACACUUUGUCGCUGACGCGACUCGCUCCGAGCCCCUUUGCCGCUGCCACGAUGGCCAUCCUGUGCUCAGCUACGGCGCCGCCGUGCCCCGUGCCACCAGCAUCUGCGAGCACGUCCUGACGGGAGCCUCCGAGUGUACAUCCAGCAACAGACCAGCGCACAGCUACGCGCCAGCCGACGACCUGCCAGUGUCAGUAAUUCCCGACCUCGACUGUGACCCGAGGUUUUGCCACAUCCAAGACACAAAGCGCCGCUUCUACGCCGGGGUGCCUAUUCGGUCGCCAGCUGGUAUCAACAUUGGCGUGUACUGCGUGCUGGACGAUAAGCCGAGACCAGAUGGGGUCAGCGCCGACCAGUUGCAGUUUUUAAGGGACAUGUCGAAGACCAUUAUGCAUUAUCUCGAGGCAAAGCGAUCAGGCGAGUGGUAUCGGAGGGAGGAGAGGAUGGUGCGCGGGCUCGGCAGUUUCGUCGACGGGCAUGCCACACUGUCCGACUGGAGCGACAGUCCAAACAGAUCCUGCUUCCACGACCUUCCCGGCGUCCAAGAAGGCGUGCUUAACAAGAAGCUGCAGGCCGGUCCCAGAUCUCCCUUGUUCGCCAGGCCCAAAUCUCCCUUCGAGCCCUCCGAAACUGUGUCGUCCACCAAGACUCCCACCCCUGCGCUGGCCGUGGGCUCGAGACCAAUCCCCCAGGCGGCCGUGAGCGCGUCCCACUUUACUUUGGCAGAUAAGCUGCAAGGCGACGUAGAGCGCGUUUUUUCCAAGGCGGCCAAUGUCAUCCGGGAGUCGAUUGAGGUCGAGGGAGUCUUGUUCUUGGACGCCAGCGUUCGGUCGUUUGGGGGACUCAUUGGCAAGGAAGUAUCGGAACCUCCAAUCCUGACAAAGCCCUCAUCUGGCGAAUCAAGCAGCGAUGAAAGCACUUCCGCUGCACUCGGAAACACGAAGCCCCACACAUGCAAGCUGCUUGGCUUCUCGACAUCCUCCCAAUCUUCGAUCAACGGCGACGAACCGCACCACGAACAUACCACGAUACCCGAGAAGCUUCUGCAUAGUCUUCUCCAUCGGCACCCGCAUGGCUGCAUUUUCAACUUUGAACCGGACGCGGCUGUUUUUGGUACAACUCAUUCUGAUAUAGACAGUUGCUUCCUCUCGCCUUCAGCAUUCAGUAGGUCUCGUCCAGCGCCUAAUGUGGUGGAUUCAGGGACGUCGAGAACCCCACAGGAAAUGCGGAAGCGCCGAGACACUGUGGCUUCUCUUAGGAAAAUGUUUGCGGGCGCCAGAAGCGUGGCUUUUGUUCCGCUCUUUGACGGACAGAAGAGCAGGUGGUUCGCGGGUGGAUUCGUCUGGACAAAAACACCAACACGAAUCUUCACAACCAGAAAUGAGCUCAGCUAUCUCAGAGUCUUUAGUCUAACGACGAUGGCAGAAGUUGCGCGUCUGAACACCAAGGCAGCCGACAGGACUAAGACGGAUAUCCUGGGAUCCAUCAGUCACGAGCUGAGAUCUCCCCUUCACGGGGUAGUCGGCGCCGUCGAUUUGUUACGGAACACGGACUUGGACUCCGCCCAAGAGCAAUUUGUUCACACAAUAGAGACAUCUGGGCGGACUCUUCUCGAUACCAUUGACCACCUGCUCGAAUACAGCAGGAUAAAUACACACAUUCGCAUGUCAAAAGCUAGCCGUAAAAACAGCACGGCCAACGCACGGUCGAGAUCCAGGUCUCCAAGCAUGCAGACAAUAAGCACAACAGACAUUGAUGUCCAGCUGUGCCAACUCGCGGAAGAAGCAGUGGAGAGCGUGGUGGCUGGAUGGAGCUACCGCAACAUGUCGGAUGCCCACUUUGCGGCCUGGAACUGUUUCAGGCAAGGCAACAAAAGCGCAAAGUCGCGAGAACCAGGACGGGCCGGAUCCGUCCAGACAUACUUAGACAUUGAUCCAGAGGUCAGCUGGUCGUUCCGGAUCCACCCCGGCGCAUUCCGCAGAAUUGUCAUGAACCUCGUUGGGAACUCAUUGAAGUUUACAAGUUCGGGAUUUAUCAGGAUAACACUGUCUCAAGAGCGUGACCCCAACUCUCAGCUUGGUUCGGACGAUGGAGCUACGGUAGUGCUAACGGUUUCCGACUCGGGCAAAGGGAUUGGCCAGGACUAUUUACGGCGCCACCUUUUUAUGCCCUUCUCCCAGGAAGACCAAUUUGCACCCGGGACGGGACUUGGGCUCAGCUUAGUCCAACAAAUGGCUACCAGUCUUGGGGGCGGUGUAAAUGUUUCCAGUCAAAAAGGCCACGGCACCACCGUCACCGUGGUUCUGCCCCUUCCGCGCAACGAGGAAGCAGAGAGGGGCCAGCUGACUUUUCAACAGACUUACCAGUCAUUGGCCGGUUGCAGGGUUCAACUGCGCGGGUUCGACACGGGAGUAAUGGUCAGGGAUGGCUUCUACCGUGAGGACUCGAAGCAAAUGUCCCAACUCGGCGUGGUCCAGCGCAUCUGCGAGAAAUGGCUGGGCAUGAAGGUCGUGGUCAAAACCGACGAGAAGCCCCUCGGCCCUACGGACUUUGUCAUCUGGCACAAUGAUGACGCAUUUCCAGCAAACUCUGCGACCAAGCCCGACCCCCUGGUGUGCCCGCACGUCUAUGUUCGACAGGAUUCGAACACGAUAUAUGAUGACGAUAAGCCCAAUCAGGAUAACCCCUGGACUCUGUUUGCUUGCCUUACGCAGCCAAUUGGGCCGCGAAAAUUGGCCGAUGCUCUUCUGGCAAGUCGUGCGCGGUACAAGGAGGUCGCAGAUGCCACAACCGCAGCAUCGAGGACCGAGACGCCCAAGAAGUCUUCUCUGUUUCAGGCCUGCCCGCCCAAUAGUGGUGAUUCCGAGAACGACCAUCUAUCAGACAGCCCGCCGCUGAAAAGAUCCACAAGCUUCCCCAACUUUCAAUUGAGACGUCCAUCUCUGCAGGAAGUCCCAUCCAUGUUGGCAAAGUGCGAGGUACUAACAGCUGCCGGACCUCGGAACCUAUCCUGCUCGUCAACGACCCCCGUUAAUGUUUCAGGUCUAGAUUGCCGGGCAGGCACGGUUCCCAAGCCGGUCGACCGGCCAAGGUUCUUGAUCGUAGAUGAUAACAACGUCAACUUGAAGGUCCUUACAGCGUACAUGGAAAAGCUUAAGCAGCCCCACACAACAGCAGUCAACGGGCUCGAAGCAAUGGAAACCUUCACCAAGUCGCCAAGCGAAUACAGCUGCAUUCUGACGGACAUCUCCAUGCCCAUCAUGGACGGCUUAGAAUCGACGCGCCGCAUCCGAGAGUUUGAGCGCACCCACAAACUCAAGCACACGGUCGUUAUUGCACUUACGGGCCUUUCGGCCUCUGAUGUACAGCAAGAUGCGUCUGUCAGUGGGGUGGACAUGUUUCUGACGAGGCCACUUGAGCUGAAGAGGCUGGUCAAGGCAUUGGAGCGGUUCGGUUUGAUGUGAUGUGAGAUGCGAGAUUUUGGCCUGCCGGUUGGGUCCUAUGAAUUUGAAAGGAUGAAAGAACAUUUUGCUAUGGCAUUUUGGUCUCAGUUUUUGGAAUAGGGCAUCAAAAUGACAAGAGUGUGAGGUUUGCGUAAUAAGUAGUGUUUCACGAUAGUGAGCUGAAUGAUGCGGCGUUUUGGUAUCAAUAGGUUAUCAGGAUGGCAAUCUGUCUACUUUUUGAGAGAAUUAAGCUACUAAAAUUGAAUUUAAUAUUGAUUAUAGGUUUUGCUUUGUGGCAGUCGGCUGAG